Messenger RNA from Lotus japonicus, 844 nucleotides. RefSeq names its product eukaryotic translation initiation factor 5A-2. The transcript has 5 exons. Lineage: Eukaryota; Viridiplantae; Streptophyta; Magnoliopsida; Fabales; Fabaceae. Gene Ontology annotation, molecular function: translation elongation factor activity; ribosome binding; RNA binding. Bases 46 to 525 code for a protein of 159 amino acids. Gene Ontology annotation, biological process: positive regulation of translational termination; positive regulation of translational elongation. The record is from RefSeq and is a predicted model, not a curated record.
GAAUCCCCAAACCUUACACUAGUAGAUUGAAGAAGAACCAUCACCAUGUCUGACGAAGAGCACCACUUCGAGUCCAAGGCUGACGCCGGCGCAUCCAAGACCUAUCCGCAGCAAGCCGGAACCGUCCGCAAGAACGGUUACAUUGUCAUCAAGAACAGGCCCUGCAAGGUUGUUGAGGUUUCUACUUCCAAAACUGGCAAGCAUGGACAUGCGAAGUGUCACUUUGUUGCUAUUGACAUCUUCACCGGCAAAAAGCUUGAGGAUAUUGUCCCAUCUUCCCAUAACUGUGAUAUCCCUCAUGUCAAUCGUACUGAUUACCAGCUUAUUGAUAUCUCAGAGGAUGGAUUUGUGAGUCUGCUGACUGACUCUGGUGAUACUAAGGAUGACCUUAAGCUUCCUACCGAUGAUGCUCUGCUUAAGCAGAUCAAGGAGGGCUUUGGUGAUGGUAAGGAUCUGGUUGUGAGUGUUAUGUCUGCCAUGGGGGAGGAGCAGAUUUGUGCCCUUAAGGACAUCGGCCCCAAGUAAUAGAAUCAUUUCAGUUGAAUGCUGAAAAGCUGAAGUUGGAACUGAGAUGAUACAGUAUUUGUUUUAUGUUUCUUUUCGUUUUUCCUCUUUUGUGUUGGUUUGUGUACUAAAUCGGCCAGAGUUUGUACCAUUCUCAUAAGAUGUGGUCGAAAAUAUUGGAUGACUAUUUAAGAGUCCUUGACUUAUGUUAUUUUUGUGUGUUAUUAGUUCUAGAGCCAUUAACUCUUAAUGGUGUGAAGAAGUUAUAUUGGCCAUCGGCCAGUGAGACUAAUUAUAUGCUUAUCAGACCCUUUUACAGUUUCUGAUAUAAUUUUCUUCA